This is a messenger RNA of Candidula unifasciata, 1455 nucleotides long. The record is from the annotation of a GenBank genome assembly. Lineage: Eukaryota; Metazoa; Mollusca; Gastropoda; Stylommatophora; Geomitridae.
AUGCCAGGGGCAUCUUCGAAUGGAGCAAAAUAUUGCUCCCUUCAUGAUGCGGUGAGAAAUUCUGAUGUUGUGCAGCUUGAAUUGAUGGUAAAAAAUGGUGUCAGCAUCAACGAGGUAGACCCUAAACAUAAAUUUACUCCUCUCCAUACGGCCUGUAAUGUUGGCGCUUUGGAGUGUGUGCAUUGGUUGUUGUGGCAUGAUGCCGAUCCAACUGUAACAACACCACAUGGUUGGACCCCAGCUCAUAUAGCAGCCAUCAAGGGUUUUGAAAAUUGCAUGGAGGCCCUUGCAAACAGUGGAAUCAAUCUUUCAGCAAAAGAUGCUCGAGGCCAAACACCCCUUCAUUUGGCUGCAGCUCACGGACAUUCAUUUUGUCUUAGCACUAUUCUCAGAUCAGGGGUGGAUGUGUCUUGCAAGGACAAUUUAGGCUGGUCUGCAGUGCAUACAGCUGCCUACCAUGGAAGGCUAGGCUGUAUCCAGUUUUUGUUGAAGUGGGGAGGCUUGCCCAAUGAAGAAGAUAAGAAUGGAAACACUCCAGGUAAGAUCCUCUCACGAAAUGAUCAUGGUGAAACACCGAAAGACCUGGCACAAAGGUUUUACAAAGACAACAUCUUAGAAUACAUUUCACACAUAGAGUAUGAAGAAGAUCACCCAGAAAAGGAAGAAAAUCUCUCCUUCCCGGCUCAUAUGGCUGCAUACAAUGGUGACCUGGAAUAUUUAAGGACGCUGGUAGAAAACGGUGUGGUGAACAUUAAUGAACGAGAUGACAAAGGUUCUACACUUGUUCAUAAAGCUGCUGGUCAAGGUCAUGUCCAUGUUCUCCAGUGGCUGAUUGAGAUGGGAGCCAACACAUACAUCACUAACGAGGCUGGGGAGACAGCUCGAGAUGUGGCUAGCAGAUUUGCCCAGUUGGCCUGUGUCAAACUGUUGAGUGGCUCUGGACCUGAAGACACAGAAGUAACAGAGUCUGAAUCUGAAAGUGAAGAGGAAGAGAGCCGUGGAAGCAGUCGAAGAAACAGACGAUCAAAGAAGUCAGAGGAUAAUGCCAGAAGCCGUGCCAAGGUCAAGAUGGAAGAACUUCAGAGACUGUUAGAUGUGGCCAGGAAAAAUUACAUUCAGCUGGGAGGAUGUGUUGAGGAGGACAGGAAGAGACUCAAAGAACUUAGAGAGAAAGAUCAAACCAUACAUGAACUGGAGGCUCAGCUGGACUAUGAGAAGCUGAAGAGAGAGAAACUUGAGGCACAACUGGACGAGUACAGGCGGGAGAUUGGCCAUCUGAAUGCUGUCAUUGAGGACAUGCAGGCUGACAUGAAUAUUGAAGAGCCUGAAAAAGCAACCGAAAUUAAAAAGAAGAAAAAGCUGGCCAAGAAAAAGGUCUACGGUGAUGGAGGAUUUUUUGUCAGACGUAACUUUUCAGCCCCAGCCAAUGAGAAUCAGUAUAUCAAAAUUGCUUAA